AUGGGCGUGGCGCUGACGUCGCUGUGCAUGCCGGUGCCCGAGGAGGUGUCGCUAGUCAUGGUGGGGCUUGACGCCGCCGGCAAGACCUCCAUCCUGUAUAGGCUGAAGCUGGACCAGGCGGUCACGACGAUGCCGACGAUCGGCUUCAACGUCGAGACCGUCUCCCGCGGGAACCUGAACAUGAGGAUCUGGGACGUGGGCGGCCAGUCCAAGAUACGGAGGUCAUGGCGCCACUUCUCAACGGGUGCAGUCGGCGUCAUCUUCGUCGUAGACAGCAGCGACCACGAGCGAAUGGAGGAGGCCCGUGAGGAACUGCACAACCUCCUGAGGGAGGAGCAGAUGCAGGAGGCGACCGUGCUGGUCUACGCGAACAAGCAAGACGUACCACAGGCUCUGGUGGCCUCUGAGGUGGCCGACCGCCUUGGGCUGCACAGCCUGCGGAGCAAGUCUUGGUUUGUCCAGGAGGCCAGCGCAACGGGUGGAGCGGGUACGGCCGAGGGGCUCGACUGGCUCACGCGCGAGGCCGGAAUUCCGAAGGGCAUGACCGUGCACGCUUCUGCUGCGGCCUACGUUGGGAAGCCUGAGUUCCAGGCCCUGCCAGGUGAACGUUGGUGGAUUCAUGCGAGUGUAAAGAGUUGCUCCACAUGUAAGUGCUCGAAGGGUGCGUGCUUCUACGGGGACCGCGUCCAGGGCCAUCCGUUUACGUCCGUCAAGCAGUCAGCCGAUCGGCAGGCCGCCCAGGCGCGUGACGAGGGUCAGAAGCAACUUGAAGCACAGGCUCGAGAGAUCGCAAUGCUCAAGGGGGCGCUGGCAACCCAGUGCGACGGUGCCGCCAUGGAUGUGGACGGGCCCGAGCCAGACCAGGAUGAGGUUGCGCAGCUCGUCGACGGCAUCAAGAGCCUGGGGGGCUCCAAGCUUCCUGAGAUUGUGGCGGCGAGGGAUGCCCUCAAGUCCAAGCUCAAGGCUGCUCGCGCCAGGGCCUUACAGGUCAAGCCCAUCGGGGCCCAGUUGCAUGCGAUCAUCAACAAGUGUACGGCUCUGGAAAAGAAUCGACAUCGCCAGCUGGCAAAGCUUGCGAAGCUCCGUGAGCAAGCUGGCCAGCUCCAAAAGUCCAUUGACAAGGCCCAGCAAGUGGUCGACUCAAGGGUCAAGGAGCUGGUCGAAAAGGAGGCUGUUCGUCGUGCCAUGGCGUCGCAGGUCCCGCGGCCCGAGAAAGGUGUGCACUCGAUCCGCGCAGUUAUCUCGGGAUCGACAUUGAUGCGGAUGCCUUGGGGGAGAUGUUACAGUCCCUCGGUGCCGAUGCGAGCCUGUCCUGCAGCAUCCAGAGCAACUUCGCAGCCCUGCGCCAGCUUGACGCAGCUGCGGCAGCGCGGAGUUCCCGACCCGCAGGUGUCUCGAGCGAUGCUUCUGGCGGGGGAGGUGGUGCUCAUAUACCCGUUCCUGAUGAUGGUGUUCUUGCUGGGCCUGCUUUCCCUUCUGGCGACGCUGACCUGUCCGACCUCCAGGGCUGGGCCCGCACAGUAUGAGUGGAUCGAUGCGAAGAAGCCCGGCCCCGACAAGCCUACGAAGCUUGCGGCCUGGAAGGUGGUGCCUCUCCGUGGUUUCCUGGUGGACCUGGUGCAGGGUCUUACUGCGCCUGACUUCGACAUGCCGGUGCAGGCGGUCUCCGACAUCGGCCUUGACGUGCUGGCGGAGCUGUUCAUGAGGGCCUGGAUGGCCGUGCGAGAUGCGACAGCUGUGCGGGCCGCGUGGAACGACUCCCCAGGCCCGACCAGUGCCGUGCUAUUAUCGCCUCGCCGUGUCAAGUGGGAUAUGGCUGCGGCUCAUGCUAUCGUCGCAGAUGAGGGCAUGGCCAUUGACCUGCUGCAGUCGGCCCCGCAUGGCAUUACAAUCGGGUUGCGUGCUGGUAUCCAGCGGUUGCAGGCUCGCAGGUCCCAGGACCCAGUUCCCGAUGACAUCCUGGAGCGCAGGUCGGAGCUUAAGGUUCUGGAGUUCGAGGCCUCGGAGAUCACAGAGUUUCUUUGUAAUUUGUGGGCAGGCCGCAGGAUGACGAGUAACUACGAGUUGGUCCCCUGCCUCGCCCUCUCACUUGCUAUCUGGUUUCCGCUGGAGCGCAUCCGACAGGACGCCUUCCGGGCCGUGGGCAUCGCGGAGGUCAUGCAGAGGGCGGGCUGCCCCGUGCCGGCGGAGAUGCAGCGGCUCGUGGACGGCGUGCUGCAGCGCCAGCUGAGGGCGAAGGCGAACGAGCACAAGUGGGAGGGCCUGCCGAAGGUGCUCAUGGUGGCCGAGAAGCCCUCGGUGGCGAAGAUGAUUGCCGAGUGCCUCACAGGCGGCAGGGGCAUGCGGUACAGGAAGGGGCAGAGCCGAGCGCUGCAGACGUACGAGUUCGUGGCCUGGUUCGAGCCGGCACAGGAAAAGUGCAGGAUCAUCGUGACUUCGACGAUCGGUCAUAUCUUCGGCCUGGACUUCGACCAGCGCUGGGGGGACCUAGCCGAGAUGUUUCACGCGCCGGUCAAGAAAACCAUCGAGUCCCACGUGGCCAAGAAUCGGGUGGUAGAGCACAUCCAGGAGCUCGCCGGGGAGUCGGAGUACAUGGCGCUGUGGCUCGACUGCGACCGGGAGGGGGAGAACAUCUGCUUCGAGGUCUCCUCGAUCUGCGGGACCAUUUCUGCAGACAACGUGUACCGCGCGCAUUUCUCGGCCCUCACGGAGCCGGAGAUCAAGCAGGCCUUCAGGAGCCUGGGUCGGCCCGACAAGCACCUGGCGAUGGCUGUUGACGCCAGGCAGGAGCUCGACCUGAAGAUAGGCUGCAUCUUCACCCGGCUCAUGACGCGCACCUUCCUGGAUUCCGCGAAGGAAAAGUUCCGCGUCUGGGACCAGACCUGCCUCAGCUACGGCCCGUGCCAGACGCCCACGCUCUGGUUCUGCGUCGAGAGGCACAAGGAGAUCGAGAAGUUUAAGCGCCAGGAGGUCUACACGCCGUCGGCGAGCCUCACAAUCGCCGGGUUCCCAGUGGAGGUGACGUGGUCCGAGACGAGCACGACGCAGGCGGCGCGGGUGCAGCAGCUGCAGCAGCUCGCCGACGGUGCUGCCCAGGCCAUCUUCAAGGAGCUGCGCUCGGAGUGGAAGGUGGUGAAGCGGCCCGUGGGGCUCAACACCGUGCAGCUGCUGAAGGCUGGCAGCACCGGGCUGGGCCUGUCUCCGGCCCAGUGCAUGAAGGUCGCCGAGGGUCUGUACUCCGCUGGGUACAUCUCGUACCCGAGGACAGAGACCACGAAGUACUCGCCGACGUUCGACAUCCGGGCCGCGCUGAGGGAGCAGGAGGGCCACCCGAGCUGGGGCAAGACGGUGAGGUAUCUGCUCAGCCAGGGGCAUAUUCAGUCGCCCGUGUCCGGCACUGACAAGGGGGACCAUCCACCUAUCACGCCGAUGCGGGCUGCUCCUCGAGACGAGUUCAGCAAAGGCAACGAAUGGAGACUUUAUGAUUAUGUCACGCGGCAUUUCAUCGCCUCGCUCAUGGACGACGUCGAGUACGAGCACCGGACGUACAUGUUCGACAUCGGCGGUGAGGAGUUCGUCUUCUCGCACGACGCCGUCACCGAGAGGGGCUUCCUGUAUGCUACGCCAUGGAGAGCACGAGACUUGCACUUGCACGAGAUCGACUGGGAGAUGCCAGAACUCAGACAGGGACAAAGUCUGCCAGUCGAAGAGGUUUGGGUGGAGACAAGCCAGACGAAGCCACCAGACUAUCUAAAGGAGAGCGAGCUCGUGACCCUCAUGGACAAAAACGGCAUCGGCACGGACGCCUCCAUCCCCCAGCACAUGCAGAACGUGGUAGACCGCCACUACGUCAUGAUCUGCGGGCCCACGGGGGAAGACGGCGAGAAGGGCGUGGUUAUCUCCAAGGGCGGCAAGAAGGGCAAGGGCAAGGGCAAGAAGGGCAAGAAGGGCAAGGGCAAGGGCAAAGGCGACGAGCGGCCCGCGUCCAGGCACAUGGUCCCCACGCCAUUGGGCCUCAGCUUCCUGGCUGCCUUCGAGGAGCUGGACCGUGACCUGUGCAGGCCGCCAAUCCGCGCCUACAUGGAGAAGCAGUGCGCCCAGAUCGCCGACGGCGUGCUGGAGAAGGCGGAGGUCACCCAGCAGAAUUUGGACCUCUUCCACGACAAGUUCCUCAAGUUCAGGGACCGGAUAUGGAAUCUGGAGCGGUUCUUCGUGCGGAAGGAGCAGCAGUGGGACGCCAGCGGCACGGCCUGGGCCGCGCCGGCCGCCGCGAAGGGCGCCGGGGGCGGGAAGGCCAACAAGGCCUGGGGAGCUGCUCCCCAGCACGGCAAAGGUGGCGCCAAGAGCGGUGCUGGCAAGGGCGCCAGCGGCGGCAAGGCGCCCAAGCACGGCCUUUGGGGCCAAGGCGGCGGCGCGACGAAGAAGCAGAGGCUGCACUGACGGGCUGGGCUGGCGAGGCCGGAGCGCCGCGGGGGACCGUGGCCGUACGGCGGAGGCGGCCGCCGGCACGGGGCGCGACGAACGAGGAGAAGUGGGCGCUGGCGGCGGAGGAGGGCCGCGGCGGCGGCGCGGAGAGACGGCGCAGAGGUCCGCCCCGGCGGCGCCGCUCGUGGCCAUGGCCCGCGGGCGCCCGCGCGCGCAUGCCCAACCCGUGCCCGCGCCGGGUGCGCGGGCGCGCGCCCGCGCGUGCGGGGGCCGAGGGCCCCGGAGAGGCCGGGGCAGCGCGCCCCGUCGCC
Molecule: messenger RNA, 4736 nt
Organism: Prorocentrum cordatum
Lineage: Eukaryota; Dinophyceae; Prorocentrales; Prorocentraceae
Source: the annotation of a GenBank genome assembly